UUUCUUCCUUCUGCCGGUUUCCAUCCUUCAGUUGUCUUUCUUUUGUGCUACGCUGCUCGCAAUUGACUCUGAUCUGGAAUUAUACAUCCUUUACCUUAUAAUCUGCUAUAUACCCCAUCUCUAUACCCGAUUUAUGCCAUCCAAUUCACCCGCAUUCCUGUGAUCUCCACCCCUCCAUUCCUCGUCCUCCCCGCGCAGAAAAUCUCCGCCAUGUUCUCCGUCAUCGUCCCGGGCAGACCCUGCCUGACCGACAUCGUCGCAGUCGAUGCACAGCCCAACGGCCAAGCCACAAAAUUCGCCUUCACCUUCCCCCUCGAGCCCUCUUUCACCGAGCUCGUCGUUUUCUUCCUCCCGGGCACCGUCCUCCCCCAGGACACCGCCGCCGCCAUCUACGUGCAAUUCCCCGACGCCAACCCGCCGCCCACGGGGCCCGAGUUCCGCUUCAUCGGCGCCCUGGCGAACGAGAAGCCCUCGUCCGUGUUCCAGGUGCAGCCGCCGCCGUCGCAGCCGCGUCGCACAGAGGCCCAGGAGGAGGACGAGAUGCUGGACGACGGCGCCGGUGGCGCGGGGCAAUCGGGCGUGGGCCCCGGCACGACGGGAACGGUGACGUUAGGGAUUUCCAUCGAGCCGGUGCAGUCGGUUGCGCCGCAGCUGGCGGCGCUGGAGGCAGAGACGCCCGGUGCGGCGCCGUCGACGCAUCUGGUGCGACAGACGAGGCAGCAGAAAGAGGUCACGACGAAGGUCCUGGCGCAGCGCAUCAUCGGCAAUGCGUUCAACUUCCUGGCGAGUUUUGCCUCGUCGGAGAAAGGACAGGAGGUCGUGCCGAUGAAGGCGUUCCGAGAUUGGUGGGCGAAGUUCGAGCGUAAGGUUGAUAUGGACCCGACGUUCCUGGAGCGUGAGGAUCCGAGUGCGUCGGGGUGAUGUGGUGGUAUAGUGAGUUUGCUCGAUGUAUUUGUUGGACUUGGUUUGUUGCAUUGUCGGUUUAGUAUGGUUUGUUCGGUUCCUUUGGAGGUGUUCGUUUAUUGUCAAUCCGGACAGGCUUGGAAGCGCAAGCAUCAUAGGAGCAUUUCUGUUAAUCAAAGCGUGUCUCAUAUAUGUAU
Aspergillus steynii IBT 23096 is the source of this 1100-nucleotide messenger RNA. RefSeq names its product OPI10 family protein. The record is from RefSeq and is a predicted model, not a curated record. Gene Ontology annotation, molecular function: nuclear import signal receptor activity. NCBI's taxonomy places the organism in Eukaryota, Fungi, Ascomycota, Eurotiomycetes, Eurotiales, Aspergillaceae. Gene Ontology annotation, biological process: protein import into nucleus. The transcript has a single exon. The coding region runs from base 211 to 921 and encodes 236 amino acids. Gene Ontology annotation, cellular component: nucleus; cytosol.